GAGUAGUCUCGGUUCCAGAUAUUUAAAUACCGUCCGAAAUCGAGACUACUUCGCUGCAUUCAGGACAUCAAUCAGACAUGCUUAUCAGGCCACUGGUGACUCUACUUGCCCUAGCUGUCGGCAUUGGUGCUCACAAGCAGACGAUUUUCACGGAUGAUAAGCUCCACAACGAAACAGUUUACAAUGCCCUUCCGAUUGCGCCAGAAAACCUGGUCUCUCUUACUGUGGACUCUUUCACAACAUUGUCUCAUGCCCGCUUUCCUCACCAUGCUGUUCGCAUCAAAAAGUCAGACUUUUGCGACCCCACUGUUUCUGUGUACACCGGUUAUCUUGAUGUCGAUCAGGGAGCAAAGCACUUGUUUUUCUACUUCUUUGAGAGCCGCAGAAACCCGGAAACUGAUGAUGUCAUGAUGUGGAUCAAUGGAGGUCCUGGGAGUUCUUCCGCGCUUGGCUUGUUAUUUGAACUUGGGCCAUGUAGCAUCGACGUCAACGGCUCAUCCGCAAAUGGAACCAGAUGGAACCCAUACUCAUGGAAUCAAGAAGCCAAUAUUUUCUUCCUGGACCAGCCAGUUGGGGUAGGCUACUCAUACGCCGACUUUGGUGAAACGAAUGUGCAUGCGUUCAUCACAAUUUUCUUCGAGGUUUUCAAACAAUUUGAGGGUAGACCAUUGCAUCUUUCUGGUGAAUCAUACGGCGGGCGGUAUCUUCCUAUCUUUGCCAGCGAAAUUUAUGAUCAGAAUGAAAUCGCAAAGGCAGAGGGACGACCGACCAUUAACCUUCAAAGCGUCCUGAUCGGGAAUGGUAUCACUGAUAUCUCAACUUUAUACCAAGGGCGUUAUGAGAUUGAAUGCGGCACUGCUGCCCUAGAAAUACCAUUUCAACAAAUCAGUUCUUGUGUGCGUAUGAAGUCGGCGUUACCUCGGUGUCAAGCCUUCAUGCGUGAUGGCUGCAUCGACCAAUUUGAUCACAUGAAUUGCGGGGCCGCUGUUGCCUUUUGCGAUGCACAGCUUAGCACUGCAAUGUGGGCAAGUGGUCGGAAUGUGUUCGAUAUCUCAAUGACCUGUGAAAAUCAAGAACCGUGCUAUGCAGAAAACGCCAUUAUCCGAGAUUUCCUUGAUGCGCCAGGGACACGGAAGAUUCUUGGUGCUGAAAGCCCCGGUAAUUUUUCUCUCUCCUCUGGUGUUGUCGGGCGAAACUUUGUCUCUCACCUCGAUAAGUGGGGACACCAUACCCAGGACUACGUUGCAGCCCUCCUGGAGAGGAACAUUAGAGUGUUGAUUUAUGCUGGUACUUAUGACUGGCAGUGCAAUUGGAUUGCAAACAAGCUGUGGGUGGAUAAAUUAGAUUGGACGGGACGUUCUGCAUACGUGAACGAGAGCUGGAAGUCUUGGUACGUCGAUGGAGAAAAAGCGGGUGAAACCAAGAAUGCUGGCCCCCUAACAUUUGCUACGGUGCUGGGUGCCGGCCAUAUGAUGAAAGCACAGGCUCUAGUUUCCAGAUGGCUCGCCAAUCAAGCCAUCUGCGGUGUCAAAGACAUGCACACUGACACAGCCAACACAGCCGCUCAAUAGCUGAGCGUCGCUAUUUUAGUACCAGGAGAUCAGGUGGAGGAAGCGUCGCGAAGAAGAUCUGUUCUUGUGUCUUAGCUAAUCUAAUUUGAAAUUUGAAGUGUUUUUUUUAACGGUAACUAUGGAUAAUGAUCAUCGCGAC
Suillus subalutaceus is the source of this 1710-nucleotide messenger RNA. RefSeq names its product Alpha/Beta hydrolase protein. The coding region runs from base 78 to 1571 and encodes 497 amino acids. NCBI's taxonomy places the organism in Eukaryota, Fungi, Basidiomycota, Agaricomycetes, Boletales, Suillaceae. Gene Ontology annotation, cellular component: fungal-type vacuole. Gene Ontology annotation, molecular function: serine-type carboxypeptidase activity. Gene Ontology annotation, biological process: proteolysis. The transcript has 13 exons. The record is from RefSeq and is a predicted model, not a curated record.